Sinocyclocheilus anshuiensis is the source of this 2815-nucleotide messenger RNA. Its product is annotated as endosomal/lysomomal potassium channel TMEM175-like. The transcript is spliced from 10 exons. Bases 98 to 1660 code for a protein of 520 amino acids. The record is from RefSeq and is a predicted model, not a curated record. Lineage: Eukaryota; Metazoa; Chordata; Actinopteri; Cypriniformes; Cyprinidae. Gene Ontology annotation, molecular function: proton channel activity; potassium channel activity.
CUUCCGGUCAGCUGAUAGUGCGUCAUAGGUGUUUGCAAACGAAACUUCUGUAGCUUAAUGCCUGCUCCGUCCACUGACACCACACACCGCCGCGGUCAUGGGAGAAAAUGAUGAAAGCCAAAUAAUUGAGCACCACGAUGAUGAGGAGAUGGAGAAGAUGCGGACGCCGAGGAAUCACGCGCAUUCCUUUCUGGAGAGCGUCACGUCGUCGGAGAAGGACGGAUACAGUAGCACGCAGUCAUCGCAUCGCCUGCUCGCCUACAGCGAUGCGCUUAUCUCCAUCAUCGCCACUGUAAUGAUAUUGCCUGUUGCACAUACAAAAUUUCAGGAUAAUGAGGAACUGAAACAGAGUAUUCAGGCUUUGCUCACCACCAAGAUUGCUGUCUACUUGAUGACUUUUUUGAUUGUCACUGUUGCAUGGGCUGCACAUAUCCGGUUGUUUCAAGUCAUCGAGCGCAUUGACGACACUCUUGCACUGCUUAACCUGGCAUGUAUGAUGCUUAUAACCUUUCUACCAUACACAUUCUCUCUCAUGGCAACAUUCCCUAGUUAUACUCUUGGCAUCCUCCUAUUCUGUGCUUGUGUCAUGGUGAUUGGUUUAAUUCAGGCCAUGAUUGUCUUGUAUGGAUUCAGCCGUCCUUUCUUCCUCAAUGAUCAGAUCCAAAUGUCUGAGAAUCAGGCUUAUUACAAGCGACGCAUCCUUGAAGUCAUCAUGAGGGUUCCUAUCAUGUGUCUGUUUGCCAGCAUAUUUUCAUUCAUCUUUAUCCCACUGUCCUACAUCAUUUUGGCUGUUGUCAUAUUCCUGCCUUAUAUCUCUCAGUGUUUAAAAUGGAUCCGGAGUAAAGCCAUCGGCGGUCAGGUGGAAGACAGUCCAGAUUCAGUGCCCUUCUACACCUACCACCCCAGUGAACCUUUGAGUAAAGAGCGAGUGGAGGCCUUCAGUGAUGGGGUGUAUGCAAUCGUAGCCACGCUGCUCAUCUUAGACAUUUGUGAAGACAACGUACCUGAUCCGUCUGUGGUGAAGAAGGAGUUUGACAACAGCCUCAUCGAUGCGCUUCAGGAGUACGGUCCCGAGUACCUGGCUUACUUCGGUUCCUUCGCCACCGUCGGCCUGCUGUGGUUUGUUCAUCACUCGCUCUUCCUGCAUGUGACAAAGGCCACUCGCCUCAUGGGCCUCUUCAACACGUUCUCGCUGGCCUUUGUGGGCGGCCUGCCGCUCGCUUACCAGCUCACGCAUGAAUUUCCCAGAGGCUCCCGCAAUGAGCUGGAGGCCGUGCAGAUCAGCUGCGUCAUCAUCUUCUUCGCUGGUCUGUUCCAGCUAGCGAUGUGGGUGACGGCACUUUUCACGGAGCGCGAGACAUUGCACCCAUAUGUGCGCUACGGCGGUCGAGAGCACGCCUUUAUGUUGGCCAAGCUCUCGCUCUACCCCUGCGUGGCGCUCGGGACCUUCGUCUUCACCUGCAUCCUGAGCCGCUUCAGCACGUCCAUCUUUCACAUGAUGGAGAUUGGCGUACCGUUUGCUUUUCUUUUACUGAGGUUGCUGGUCCGUGUGGCGCUGGCGGUUAUCAGAUGGCUCUUCUGUCCUGCGAGGAACGAUUUGGAUAGUGUUCCAGUAGAGGAAGAGGACUCACAGCUGCCCAUUAAUGAUAUAGUGACUUAGCAGUGAACGGAGAAGAAAACGCCUCAAUGUUUGACGUAAAAUCAAGGUUAGGCUAGAGCACUGCAGAAGACGUCCAUAUCGGUCAAAUCUCUUUUAGUAUAAUAAACUGUGGAAGUGAUUGGUCUUCAUGAUGAGUCUUCAAUGUCAUAGCAGUGGUCCGAGAAGAGCUGAAGAGUUUUUGUUCUCCUUACAGUACAGAAAUGCACAAAAAAGUUUUUUUUUUUUAGCCUCUUAAUGUUUUUAUUAGCAUGUUAAAACAUUGUAUUUAUGUUUUUAUGUACAUAUUUAAAUGUGAAUUAAAUUACACUUCAUUCACACAGUAAGAACUACAAACGUUUUUUUAGGUUAUGUUGGUUUUAAUAUUACAAUUAUAUUCUUGUUUUUAAUUUUUAUUACUUUUGCACGUAAUUCAUGGUUUUCUUCUGGAGCUGCAAUUCAGGUCUUGGUAUGUUCUAGUGAAGGAAAUCUUUCGUAUAACUGCAUAAACGUCCAAAACAACAUAUAUUAGGUUGAGGCGAAUGCUCUGUCAAGGUUUCUGUAAUGCUCUACAUAAAUCUAUUUUUCAUUUCAUGUGACAAUGAAACUGCUGAUGCACCUUAUAUUAAAUAAUGACGUUAAUGUUGCACUUACAGUCUGCUCUGAAUGGAGCAUAUAGAGAUAAUAAUUAAGAUGCGUAAGCCAUUAUAAGAUGUUUUGAUUGUUUUUGUAGCAUUUGAGAUUAAGUUUUGUUAGUAUUUCAUCUAAAUGUCAUUACCAUACUGCAAGAUGUUCUAUGUAAAGUGCACUUGUUUUUAAUUGUCAUUUUAAGUUCUUUUCUUUUUUAAUACCUUCAUAUUAGCAGUCUGUUUUGGGAACUACUGUAGAUGUGUCUGUUCACAUGUUACUGUUUAACAACAAACAAAGAUACAAUUUUGAGAAUAAACUCAAUUGCUGCUUGCAGAAGUACUUUUGGUGGCAGAUUGAAAUCAUGUAAUGAAUGUGACCAGAGAGUAAGUCAAAACAACUGAAGUUUAUUCACCAAGUGUAGCAUUGCAAUAAUAAUAAUAAUUCUUAUAUUUUUUUCCUCAGUAUUUCCCAUAAACGUAUUACUUUUUUUGACUUCUGGUAAAUAUUUACUACUGAAAACUCAUUAAAAAAAAUCUGAAAAUCAGAGAC